Messenger RNA from Enterobius vermicularis (human pinworm), 375 nucleotides. NCBI's taxonomy places the organism in Eukaryota, Metazoa, Nematoda, Chromadorea, Rhabditida, Oxyuridae. The record is from the annotation of a GenBank genome assembly.
AUGAGCUUCAAUAAGGAUGAUGAUGUUAUAAUACACGAUGAAGAUCUGUGCGACGACGAUGUAAUGCAAACAGCCGUUGUGGGCAAUAAUUUGAUGGAUCGUACCAACUGUAUGGGACUGAUCGGAUCCCUGGCUGUGGAUCAUGGUGGUUCUCCGGAAAGUAGUCGUGGGUCGUCGCAUGGUCACUCACAAGUGGAAAAACGUCAUAUAUGUGAUAUAUGUGGAAAGGGUUUCCCAUACCUAUCAAUACUGGAAUCGCAUAAACGAUGCCAUACCGGUGAAAAACCAUUCAACUGCCAUUUUUGUGAUAAAAGAUUUGCUCAAAAAGCAACUUUACAAGUCCAUGAAAGAACACACACUGGUGAAAGACCGUAA